AUGCCUCCAAAGCAAGCGUCAGGCACUGCGCUUACUCACUCGCUGCUGGAUGUCCAGGAACAGCGCACAGAGCAGACCAUUGCACGCAUCAAUCAAGCUACCGAACAGCUGCUUGCUCGCUUCACUCAAGUGACAGCGCUUGCACAACACUCUGCCGAACGGGAAGCUACUGAAGAAGGUGCUGAUGCACCAGCUCGUGCUUCGGACGCUCAGCAAGCGGCACGCUCCUUGCAAAUAACGAAUGCUACAAGUGCCAUGGUGCGUGCUUUUGAAGAGCUGCGUCGCAUCAUCUAUGAAGUCAAGGAGCUCUGGGUGCUUGGCGGGGAUGUGAAGCUCAAGGAUCAAACAAUCGAGCUGGGCAUCGACCAAGAGAGCAUGUCUCUCGGGGAGAAGCAGAAGGUCAUGGAUAAUGCUGCUGUUGUACUCAGCGGUCUUGGUGCAUCUCUUGUGUGA
This is a messenger RNA of Protomyces lactucae-debilis, 453 nucleotides long. RefSeq lists its product as uncharacterized. The record is from RefSeq and is a predicted model, not a curated record. The transcript has a single exon. Gene Ontology annotation, biological process: regulation of transcription by RNA polymerase II. Gene Ontology annotation, molecular function: transcription coregulator activity. NCBI's taxonomy places the organism in Eukaryota, Fungi, Ascomycota, Taphrinomycetes, Taphrinales, Protomycetaceae. Bases 1 to 453 code for a protein of 150 amino acids. Gene Ontology annotation, cellular component: mediator complex.